This is a messenger RNA of Lodderomyces oxycetoniae, 2172 nucleotides long. RefSeq names its product Pxp2p (gene PXP2). Gene Ontology annotation, molecular function: FAD binding; acyl-CoA oxidase activity; fatty acid binding. NCBI's taxonomy places the organism in Eukaryota, Fungi, Ascomycota, Pichiomycetes, Serinales, Debaryomycetaceae. Gene Ontology annotation, cellular component: peroxisome. The record is from RefSeq and is a predicted model, not a curated record. The transcript has a single exon. The coding region runs from base 1 to 2172 and encodes 723 amino acids. Gene Ontology annotation, biological process: lipid homeostasis; fatty acid beta-oxidation using acyl-CoA oxidase.
AUGGCUAUAAUAUCAGACAAGAAACUUAGUAAGAACAUUACUAAAAAAGAUCCAGAUACUACACCCAAGAUUGUUAAAAAUGUCAUUUCCUCGUCAGAGCCACCAAAUCCAGCUAAGGACCUUGCUGCUGAAAGGGCACACACAAACUGGGACCUCAAGGAAAUGCACGAGUUUUUAGAAGGUAACGAAGCUAAAUCAACAGAAAUUUUACGUCUUUAUCAGUCCAUUGAGCGUGAUCCAAAGUUGCAAACUAGACCUGAGCAAUUCGACUUGACUCAAAAAGAAGAAAGGCAAUUGGUGGCAGAGAGAAUCAAUCAGAUGUCAAGAUAUAUUGAGAUUGAGUCAUAUACAAAGUUUAGAAGAAGAUUGCAAUUGAUGACGGUUAUUGAUCCAUCGAUGGGUAUCAGAAUUUUGGUCAACUUGGGUUUAUUUUUAAACUGUAUCAAGGGUAAUGGUACGCAAAAGCAAUAUGAUUUCUGGGCAAAAAAGAAAGAGUCUGGAAUCAUUAAACAAAUGUAUGGUUGUUUUGGUAUGACCGAAUUGGGACACGGUUCAAAUGUUGCUGGAUGUGAAACAACUGCCACUUUUGAUGAAGAAACCGAUACUUUUAUUAUUGAUACACCUCACAUUGGUGCUACAAAAUGGUGGAUUGGUGGUGCUGCGCAUUCGGCCACUCACACGGUUUGUUAUGCCCGGUUGAUUGUUAAGGAUGUGGACUAUGGUGUGAAGACAUUUGUGGUUCCCUUGAGAGAUUCUAAUCACGAUUUGUUGCCUGGUAUUGCUAUUGGUGACAUUGGUGCAAAAAUGGGUAGACAAGGUGUUGAUAAUGGUUGGAUUCAAUUUACAGAAGUUAGAAUUCCAAGAUUCUUUAUGUUACAAAGAUGGUGCAAGGUUAGCCGCAAUGGUAACGUUACCUUGCCCCCAUUGGAACAAUUGAGUUAUAUCUCGCUUUUGGAAGGUAGGGUUGGUAUGGCUGCAGACUCCUAUAGAAUUGGCGCUAGAUUUACUACUAUUGCAUUGAGAUAUGCUGUUGGUAGAAGACAAUUCAACAAGAGCGGUAGCACCCAAGAAACCCAGUUGAUUGAUUAUAUGCUUCACCAGAGAAGAUUGUUCCCAUACUUGGCAUUGACCUAUGCAGCAGCUGUAGGAACAGACAGAUUGGAAGAAGAGCAUACAAAAUUGUUGUCGGACUUGGACAAGGGAUUAGCUACCAAUGACAAGUUUUUGUUGAAAAACACAAUCAAUGCAACAAAAUCCAUGUUUGUUGACUCUGGUUCUUUGAAGUCCACUUUAACUUGGGAAGCCUCUGAAUUGAUCAGUGAAUGUAGACAAGCUUGCGGUGGACACGGUUACUCUGGUUAUAAUGCUUUUGGUAAGACAUUUAACGAUUGGUCCGUUCAAACCACAUGGGAGGGUGAUAAUAAUGUUUUGGGAAUGUCUGCCGGUAAAACAAUUAUCAAGACCGUUCAGCAAGUCUUGAAUGGAAGAAAGUUGAAGAAUUCCACUUUGGAGUUUCUUAAUGACGCGCCAACUUUGUCCAAAGCUAAGAAAGCUGUCAUUCGUGUUAAAGAGCACUUGGAUGAACCAGAGCGUGUAUUGAAAGCCAUUGCUGCAUUGAUUUCCAAGUUUGCAGUUGACUUGAUUCCUAUUUCGCAUCAAACUUGGGAUGCAAUUAGUCCUCAGAGAGUUGUUUUGUCAAAGUUGAGAUGCCAUUACUAUUUAUUGGAGACCUUUAUUGACAGGUUGGAGAACAGAGUCAAGGCAAACUCACCAAUGAGACGGCCUUUGGAGAUCACUAUGAGAUUAUAUUACGUUACCAGUAUUUUGAGUCCAUUUAUUGCUGAGUUUGGAAGGUUUGGAGUUGUUUCGCCAUCAAUUACCAAGUAUAUCAUUGCUACGUACCCUCAAGAGUUGUGUACACAAAUAAGACCAUACGUUAUUGGUUUAACUGACUCAUUCCAACAACCAGACAACUUUAUCCACUCGGUGAUUGGUAAAUACAAUGGUGAUAUUUAUAAUAAUUACUUGGAUGCAAUUAAAUUGGCAAAUAGUCCAAGGAAUCACAAGGCUCCAUACUCGGCCGCUCUUGAAGAUAUGUUGAACAGACCUUCUUUGGACACAAGAGAAAGAAAUGAGAGAUCCAAGGAAGCAGAAGAAAAAUUAUCCAAAUAA